Anopheles moucheti is the source of this 1063-nucleotide messenger RNA. RefSeq names its product general transcription factor IIF subunit 2 (gene TfIIFbeta). The transcript has a single exon. Gene Ontology annotation, biological process: transcription initiation at RNA polymerase II promoter; transcription by RNA polymerase II. Bases 94 to 912 code for a protein of 272 amino acids. NCBI's taxonomy places the organism in Eukaryota, Metazoa, Arthropoda, Insecta, Diptera, Culicidae. Gene Ontology annotation, cellular component: transcription factor TFIIF complex. The record is from RefSeq and is a predicted model, not a curated record.
GUGACCAGUGAAGAAAACGCGUACCGUGAUUAAAUACGCACGGAUUUUCGAUUGUUUUUACACCACAAAACAGAAAGAUACCGCCGUCGCAGAAUGGCCAAAGAAGGAGAAGCGAUACGCGUUGAUAAGGAGCUCGAUCUGUCGAACGCGGGCCGUGGUGUGUGGCUCGUCAAGGUACCGAAGUACAUUGCCAACAAGUGGGAGAAGGCACCGGGUAAUAUCGAAGUAGGGAAGCUGAAAAUUUCCAAACAAGUCGGCCAGAAGGCGCAGGUAUCGCUCACACUUUCGGAUGCGGUCAUAAACAUAGACCCGGCGGAAGAGAUACCCCGUGACCACCGGCUGGAUGUGUCGGUCGUAACCAAACAAACGUUGGGAGUGUUCUCCCAUGCCACCACGACCACCCGGGACGAUCCGGUGCCCGAAUGCGAGAAGCAAUACAUGGAGGGACGUAUCGUUCAGAAGCUGGAAUGUCGCCCGUAUGCCGAUAACUGCUACAUGAAGAUGAAACUCGAAUCGAUCCGCAAAGCUUCCCAACCAGCCCGGCAAGUAAAGUCGCUCGAAAAGAUCGUGCACAACUACAAACCCGUCUCGGACCACAAGCACAACAUCGAGGACCGGGAACGUAAGAAGGCCGAGGGCAAGAAGAGCCGAGACGAUAAGAAUGCGGUACUGGACAUGCUGUUCCACGCCUUCGAGAAGCAUCAGUAUUACAACAUCAAGGAUCUGGUGAGAAUCACGCGGCAACCGAUCAGCUACCUGAAGGAAAUCCUCAAGGAGGUAUGCGACUACAAUAUGAAAAACCCGCACAAGAACAUGUGGGAGCUGAAGAAAGAGUAUCGGCACUACAAAGAGGACGACAAGAAGGACGACGAUGCGACAAAGGAUACGAUGUCGGAUAGUGACAGUGACUGAGAUGUGAUAUAUCCCUUUUCGCAAAAUCUCCAGAGCUCCAGUUCAUGGGGUGGGUUGCAUUGUUGCGAAACUCUUGCGAACUGAUACGUGAUGUUUAUUCAUCAUUUGUUAACAUAAAUACACAAAAAACAAAGGCUAAAAAAGAGCAUUU